Molecule: messenger RNA, 1365 nt
Organism: Ceratotherium simum simum (southern white rhinoceros)
Lineage: Eukaryota; Metazoa; Chordata; Mammalia; Perissodactyla; Rhinocerotidae
Source: RefSeq, a predicted model, not a curated record
AUGGAUCCUGGAGCGCCUGAUGGCAGCGGCCGUGGUGGGGAGAGCAGCCCCCACCCCCAGCAGCCAUACAGGAACUUCGCCCAAGGGGCCUGUCACUGGAGGCCCAGCUGCCGCUUUGCUCAAGCCCGGAAGGCGCCCCAGAUCUGCAGAUACUUCCAGAGAGGCUUUUGUUUCUACGGAGAUCGAUGCAGCUAUCGGCACCCGCAGCAGCCCCGCAGCCAUCUGGAGUGGGGCCGCCGCCAUUCGGAGCCACAUGUCACCCUGCCAGGACCCUGGCUGGGGCUGACCCGCAGGGGCUCUGAGCCCACCUACCUGCCCUCUGUGGCUGUGGGUUGGGGCUGGACCAGGGCCUGCUGGGGCACAGAGCCUGGCCUGGACGGGUUGGCCAGCAAGGCCGAGGAGGUUGGUGCCAGUUCCUGGAAGUCCCUGUCGCCAUCAGCUGCUGACGGCGAUCGCAGCUUCUCCCAGGAGUCUCAGUCUAAGUCAGACCCUGUCCGGGAGGUCGUGGCCCCACUUCAGAGCCUGGACCUUGAGGGGCAGCAGAGGGAGCAGGACAGUCGGGACAUCAUGUGUGGCAUCUGCAUGGACAAAGUGUGGGACAAGCCAGAGGCUGAGCGGAUCUUUGGCAUCCUGCCCAACUGCACACACGCCCACUGCCUGGGCUGCCUCCGCACCUGGCGGAAGAGCCGACAGGACUUCCCGCUGGAUGUCGUCAAGGCCUGUCCCCAGUGCCGCAUCCAUUCGAGCUACAUCAUCCCCCACAAAUUCUGGGUGAACGAGGGGGCUGAGAAGGAACAACUCAUCAGGAACUUCAAGGCUCGGACCAGCCAGAUCCGAUGCCGGUUCUUCAUGCGGGGGAAUGGCCACUGCCCCUUCAAGUCUGACUGCAUCUACCUGCACCAGCUCCCGGAUGAGGCUCCGACCUCUGAUCCUCCCUGGCCUGAGAGUAUGCAGCUGCCCUCUGGGAGUGAGGUGCUGGGCCCAACAGCGUUCCUAGGGGGCACUGAGCCAGAGGAUGAAGUGUUCUUCGCCGACUGUGUCCUGGCCAUGGCCUUCUGGGGUUCAGAACUUCUACUGGAUCCCAACAGUUCUUACCAUGACCUCCUGUAACCAGGAUCAGUGUGGGGGGGAUGGGGCUGAGGGGCAGGGGUUGCUAGGUGGUAGGUCUUUUCUCUUUCAGGGCUUGGUGGGGGAUGAAAGAAGUGAGCCCCCUCCCCCAUGAACUGCAGCAGUGACACAGCUGGGGAACAUGGGGAGAUGUGGAGGCUCUUGAGAAAGAAGAAGCGUUCUCACCCUCUUGCAGGGACUUGGUUUUUAACUUUGCUCUUUUGUAGAAGGAUUCUGAAAGAAAACCAAUAAAAUGCA